Molecule: messenger RNA, 696 nt
Organism: Aplosporella prunicola CBS 121167
Lineage: Eukaryota; Fungi; Ascomycota; Dothideomycetes; Botryosphaeriales; Aplosporellaceae
Exons: 1
Coding region: 1-696 (231 amino acids)
Source: RefSeq, a predicted model, not a curated record
AUGUACGCCGCAACUAUCCUCCUCUCGAUCCUGGCUGGCCAGGCUGUCGUUGAGGCUGCUCCCCACGCCGCCCUGACCAAGAAGCCGUACCACCUCGCUCCUCGUCAAAAUGGUGAAUAUUCUACUACACCUAAGCCAAACGGUGUCAGUAUCGUCACCAGUACCAUCACUGUCACCGUUCCCCCGAGCUCGGAGCGUACGUUUACGAGCACGAUUCGUCAUACUGUGGUGGUCGCCCCACCCCUUCCUACAAGUAGCGUCACUCCUGUCACGCCUGUUGCGCCGGUCACGCCUGUUAAGGCGGUCACGCCUGUCCUGUCCUCUGUUACGCCGGUCACGCCGAUCACGUCUCACUUGACUUCGCACACUCCCACUUCGGCUCCUAAGCCUACUUCGACCCCUCAACCCACGUCGAGCCCAAAGCCCACUUCGACCCCUAAACCCGCUCCACCUCCUGAACCCAAGCCUACUUCAACCCCAAAGCCCACUUCUACUCCUAAACCCGCUUCGGAUCCUGCACCCACUGUGACUCCUAAGUCCACUUCGAACCCUCAGCCGACUACGACUCCUAAGCCGACUUCGACGACGCACAAGCCGGAGCCGACCACAUCGACGUUCUCCAAGGGAAAGCAUUGCCCUUUCCCUUACCCUGGCGAGAGGUGCAGCGAGCCAAAGCAUACCACAGUGCUCAAGUAG